UCCGCGCGCCACGCUCAGAGCUCACGCACCACUCGCGCCACCGCCGCUCCGCCGCAUCGGCCGCGCACGCAAACACUCGAGUUUACAAACAAAUAUUAUUAUGCCGGCGUAAAACAAAUCAGCAACAAUGUCGUUCUGCAGAAUCACAGGCCGCAGCAGGGGGCUGCCCAAACCCAACUAUUUUCCGCUUCUUCUGCCCAUCUCGCCGGCGGACGCCAAGCGUUGCUGCAGGAUCACCGGCAAAUCCUACGGACUCCCGUCUCACCACUACAUUCCAGUGCUACUCACCUCCCGCUCGGGAAAGACCAAAUGCAAAAUUACUAACGUAUCCGGUGAACUCGGCCCGCACCACUAUGCGCCCGAAAUUAACUACGGUAAUAGAAAGCACGAAAUGCUACCGGACUACAGAUACAUUUUCCCCGUUUUAGACGGCUCUACCGAGGCUCAGAAAGUGUUAAUGGAAAUGCUGAUAGGAAAACAAGUGACCGAAGACAAGCGAUAUGUGUACACGGUUCAAGAGAGACGGUGCAGUUUAGUUUUCUCGGCUCAAAUGGAAGCGGCCGUCCGCGAUGGUGAUGUGCGCGACGUCAUGCUGGCGAAGGAUUCGGACACAGUGCUAAUCAAAAUGAAACAAGGCCGCAGUGUAUCGAUGGACUUCAAAGAUUUUACUGAAGACGUAGAAAUGUACGAAGGAGAGGGACCAAACGCAGAAGUUUUAAAACAAAGAGAACUAGAAGAAUUGGAAGAAAAGAAAAAGAAGAGAAAACGAGCAGGUCUCUCAUCGAUGAAAAAGAUAUUUGAAAACAAAGAAAAGUUGGCUGAGGUGCAGGAGUUGGAAGAGGAAAGACAUCGUCAAGAUCGAAUGGCUAAGAAAGCAAAAUUAGAGGAAUACAAACACGAAAAACACGACGUCAAAACUUUCACUUCAACGAAUUAUGAUGUUAAUCAUAUGCGUUCAAAGUCUAGUAUUAUUAUGUGCAGUGGUGAAUGGCGAGAUCAGUUGCAUCCUAUUAUUGAAUCUUGGGAUUGGGACGUGUUUGAAAAAGAAAUGCAUCAACAUGAUGAACAUUUAGUUCCGAAGGCUAGUAAAUUACCUAUACCGGUGAAGUUAACACCUCAUCAUUGUGAUGCUGAAAUUUAUGAAACUGACCGAAAUAUCAGUGAUAUUUCGAUGUCUUUAGAAAAUGUUCCUUGUGUGAACCCACUGAAACCAGUCAAGACACGGCCUGAUGAAACAGUAUUAACUGCUGUGAAACAACUGUCAGAAGAACGUUUGACUGAAACAUCAGACGUCACAGAAAAGUUAGUUGUAGAAAAUAAAAUUGGCAUGCUCCCUAUUUUAGAGCACUUGCCAGAUCUAGUUAAAAAUAUAAAGAAGGGUAAAAGAGAAAAAAUUGCUAAAAUAUCAGGCCUGACAUUAGACAUAAACAAGGCGAAAAAAUUCAUCCCCGGUCAACAUGUCAACACACCUCAAGGACCUGUCUUUGUGCCUGGCCAAACUGUGGAAACUCCUUCAGGUCCUGUGUUCGUACCAGGAUUGACUGUAAAUACACCUGCAGGUCCUGCAGUUAUUCCUGGACAUAUUGUCACCAACGAGUACACAAAUGAACCCUUCUUCCUUGCGGGACAAGUGAUGGAAACGACAAAUGGAGAAGAAUUUGUAUGUGGACAAACAAUCAAAAAUAAAGAUGACACGUAUCGGUUUGUUGAAGGUCAAACAGUGCUAUCACAGGAAGGACUUAAGUUUGUCCCUGGAAAAAUAAUAAACAACGGCCCAGAAGAUGUGUUCGUGCCAGGUCAGACUAUUUUGACUCCAGAAGGAGUCCAAUUUGUGCCUGGUCAAACAAUAACAGAAAGCAACGGUAAUAUAUUCACGCCCGGACAAAAUGCCAAAAUAAACAAUGAAUGGCAAUUUAUACCCGGACAGGUAGUUCAUCAAGAUAAUGAGUUACACUUUGUUCCCGGUGCAACCAUUGCAACUCCUAAUGGCCUCAAGUUCGUUCCAGGGCAAACGGUAGCCAUUGAUGGUGAAACGUGCUUUGUACCUGGCAUAACAAAAACUACGAGUGGCGACAAACUAGAGUUCGUUCCUGGCACAACAGUGGAAACAAUAGAUGGACCGAAGUUCAUUGAAGGACAAAUAGUCCAUACUGAGUUAGGAGAAAAGUUUAUGCCUGGAAAAACUUUUGUUCAAUCUAAUGGACACGUUGAAUUUUCGGUAGCAAAAACAAUGGAAGAUAUUACUUUCUCUGAAGGUGCUCCUGUGGGCCUUCCUAUCGACAUCAAAACAAGCUCAUUAUCUGAAGAAUCUUUGUAUGUCUUUGGACAUAUGAUUCAAACAGCUAAAGGUAUUGAGUUUUACCCUGGUCCAAGAAUACCUAAAAUUGAAGGAAAAGUUGUGCCUGGAAGAUUGGUUAAAAAUGAAGCGAAUGAGUCUCGCUUUGUUCCUGGAAUGAUGGUCGAAGGCAUUUUUGUGCCGGGACAAAUUGUGUUCACAGAAAACGGUGAACAAUUUGUUCCAGGCCAGGUAGUAGAUACUGCAGAUGGACCUAAGUUCGUCCCAGGUCAAGUAGUAAAUACUAAAACAGGCCCUAAAUUCGUUCCCGGUCAAACAAUACAUACUAUCGACGGGCCGCGAUUUGUUCCGGGACAAAUUAUUGAAACAAAGGCUGGACCAACAUUCAUCCCUGGACAAGUUAUUUCUACUGAAGAUGAAGGCUCUAGAUUCGUACCUGGUCAAGUAGUUGAUACUGAAGAAGGUCCAAGAUUUGUGCCUGGACGAGUUAUUGAAACAGACGAUCAUGGGGUGACAUUUGUGCCUGGACAGAUAGUUCAAACGCCAGAGGGCUUGAAAUUCGUUGCCCCUGACCUUACUGAAGGUGAAGAAGGCCUUGAAUUUUCAGUUCAAAGCUUUGUCGUCACUCCAGAGGAACUCAAGCUCUUAAAAGUGAAAACGAACCCAAAUGACACUACAUCGACAAAAGGAGAGCUAACUAUCGAUACAAACAUGUUAAGACAGCUUUCAGAAGCUGGUAUGUCUAUUGGAAGGCAAGUCCCAGCUGAGUUACCUGCUAUUAACGUCGUUUUGAAUGAAACAAGGAAUGCAGAAGCUUUAAAAGCAUUUGUGACCGAUUUUGGACUGAAAGAUGAUGUUGCCAAUCAAUUAAUGCAAGUUAUCACUUCGAUCAUAGAAAUGAGUGCUCACUUGAAAUCCGAAAUUCGUGAUAAUAAUUCUGAAAAUGAAUCGAUCAAUGACAAGAAAAAGCGAAGAUCAGACAAAAAAAGACUAGGGAUUCAACAACACAAUGGACCGACUGAAGAAAAUGGGCAAACAGCUCAGCAGGAACAUGUUAAAAACUCAAUUGCUGCUGCUGUGUUGGCUGCUUUAGUAACGGCUGAGCAGUUUGAAGAAGUCAACAAUAAUAACAGUAAAGAAAAAUAUCAGCUUAUACUCAAAUCUAUUAAUACUAUAUUAGGAAAUACAAUUGACGAAGAUUUUGUGGCAUCUAUGUUCCAAAUUCUGCAGACGAACGAAGACAAAGAAAUACUCUGUGAAGAAAUACUUGACAACACAACACAACCUAAAGUAGAAUUAAUCAAAAUUGCGGUAAAUAACGGUUUGCAUAAACAUUCCUUUACCGAAGAAGACAUCAUAGAAAAGUUCGGAGAUUUUUUGAGUUCUGAAAAUGAGGUAUUAGGUCCUGCUUUCAAAAAUAUUUCUAAAAAUGACGCGAGUGUCCUGCAUCACGUUUUGGCUCAUAUUUCAGACUCAAUCUCAUUUGUGAAAACAGACCAUGAAGCAACUGAAACAUUGCAGAAAGCUAUUGUAUCUGCCGUGCAAGAAGCUAGCAGCAAAGAGUUAGAUAUAAUGCUACAAGAUCCCAAUCAAGAAAAUCUGAAAGAACUGAUUGUUCAAUCAGUGGGACUCGCUAAGAUACUGGGCAUGAGGGAUGUCGCUAUGAACUUACUUUCUGUCGUUAAUAAUGAAGAAAGCUUGGCACAAAUCGCUAAUGAUGCGACGAGUCUUAAUAUUUUGAAAAGAUUGACAGUUAUGAGAAAAUUGGCUGAUCAAACGCCGAGUCUCAAUUCUGCCCUUAAAAAAUUAGAGACAAACCCAGAACUGGCUCGCACCGAUCCUAAUCUCAGGGAUUUAGUGCGAGAAAGUGCGGCUCUUAUGAUCGUUCCCGAGGAACCACCCCUCAUGACUUCAGCCGACGUUCCACUGAGUUUACUUGAUCCCGAAAACAGUUUGGCGAUGGAAGACUUCCUAUUCCAGCGGAAAAAGCACCCUGGAGCUCUUUUGAUUAUGAAAAAAGGCUUGCAAGCGGUCGUGCCCCGUGAAGCCAGCCGCGCCGUGUUGACCGGUCAAGUUGCAUACACAGUUCUUGACGAAAGCGGAAUCAGACAUUUUGAGCCGAUGCACGUAUUCUCAGCUCUUAACCUUAGUCAGCCGACAGCCCAUAGAUUUUCAAUGUACAGCUGUCCUGUGGUAGACAAUGACGACGAAGACUUGCAAACGUUUACUGGCUACUGCAAUAUUAGCAACAAUCAGAGGAUCACCAAGUUCGGUGGUUGGUCUCGAAGAUACAGCGGAGUUUUGUUAGACAGAGAAAAUACCAGAAGUCGAAUGAGCAGUUUAGAAAACACGCCAAGCUAUAAAAGAUAUCCGUCCCGAUCUUUAUCUAGAUCUCGUUCUAGUUGUAGCAGAAGUCCUCCUAAGGUAGAAGACGUAGUCGUUGCGACGACUGACUACACCGCCGCGGCGGAUGACGAGGUGUCGCUCAGGGCCGGCGAUAUCGUAGAAGUUCUCGACACGAAAACCGCACUCGGAUCCAAGAGGCCCCGGCUGGACCUGGACCCGGCCCUGGACCUAGGAGACGCUCAACUCCUGGACACGUCGGCCGCCAAGCACAAGAUAGCAGUGCGCCCCAAGAAGAACCACCCCAAGACCAGGGCCAACGGAGUCAAGGCGGCAGCCGACAGAUGGCUGGUGCGCGUGGUGGAAGACGUGGCGGACGGCGAGCUGCGCACGCGGCAGGGCUGGGUGCCGGCGCGGGUGCUGCAGGAGGCCAGCACGCCCGAGCAGGACAAGACCGCCUUGGCUGCGAGGAGGCAAGCCGUGGUCCGCGAGCUGAUCGAGACGGAGGAGGAGUUCGGGCGCGACAUGCUGCAGGUGGUGUCCCGCUACAUGAAGCCCAUGGACAAGGCCACCACUCCUAAAGCAGUGUUUGACAACAGGGAGCUGCUGUUCUCCAACUUCAAGCAGAUCUGCGAGUUUCAUAACACCGCAUUGCUGGAGGGCAUCAAGUACUACGCCGCGGAGCCACGAAUGCUAGGGCGAGCGCUCCUGCGCAUGGAGCGCGAGUUCGACAAGCACGUGGCCUACUGCCGCGACGAGCCGCGCGCGAGACACCUGCUGCACACCGACCCUGCUGUCGCUGCCUACUUCCAGGGCUUGGCGGAGAACCUCGGCGACGACAAAGGCAUCACCGAGCACCUGAAGCUUCCCAUUCAGAGGAUCAACGACUACCAGCUUCUUCUUAAGGAACUGGUGAAGUACUCAAAACGUCUCGGCGAAGACUGUACAGACCUCCAGAAGGCGCUAGACCUCUUCUUGUCUGUGCCCAACCGAGCCACAGACAAUAAGUUCAUCGCGAGCAUCGAAGGCUACCGGGGGAACAUCUACAAGCUAGGCCGGCUGCUCACGCACGACUGGUUCACCGUCUCCGACGCUGAAGACAAGCCCAAGGAGAGAUACUGCUUCUUGUUUAAGGCGAGGAUCUUGAUCUGCAAGGUCAAGAGAGUCGCUGACGAUCGGUCGGUGUUCGUUUUAAAGGAUAUCGUUAAGCUCCCGGAGGUCGAGGCCAAGGAUCGGCCCGGUGACCCUUUGAGGUUCGACUUGGUGCAGAGGAACCCUCCGCUGACCGUCACCCUCGCUGCCCAUAAGGAGCACGUCAAGACCAACUGGCUGAAGGAAAUCCAACUCAACGCCAGUGACGUCGUUGCUCUAGCGGAACACGCAGCGGACGACCUCCAAGUCCUCUCUCCACCAAACGUCGCUUCCCCUGAACCCCCAGAAGACAAGAAGAAGAAAAGAGAACACACCGAAGCGGAAGCGGGACAAGAGAUCCAAGAGAAACGGUCUCGAGUCGAAGAGGUCCAAGUCGCUCAGGUCGCCAGCAAGGAGGAGACCACACAAUCUACCACCAAAAGAAAAGCUUCCAUCGAAACUGAGGUCGCGACUAAGAUAUCAAAAUCUGAAGUAACCGAAGUUUCCUCCGUCAGUGAAACACAGUCUGCCAAAGUCAGUAGCGUCAGUUCUACUGUACAAUCAUCGUCAGUAGUAGUUGAGAGUUCCAACCUUGUUGAGAGCUCGCAAUCAGCUACAACACAAGAAACUGUCAAAGCAGCUACUGUCAAAGAAGUUAAGUCUACUACAGAACAAGACAAAGCAAUUCAAAAAACUUCAGUGUCCAGUGCAGAAAAAUCUGCUACAGUCGAACAAACUUCGAAGACAACUGAAGUUCAAGAAUCUGCCAAACAAGCUACCGUUGAACAGAAGUCGAGUGCUACAGCCGUAAAAUCAGUUUCAAGUAGCAAGGAAUCUGUGUCUAGUGCAGAGAAAUCUGCUACAGUCGAGCAAACAUCAAAGGCUACUGAAAAAGUUCAGGAAUCUGUCACGCAAGCUACCGUUGAACAGAAAUCAAGUGCAACAGCCGUAUCAUCUUCAACUGUAAGUAGCCAAGAAACUCAACAAAAGUCUUCAGUUGCACAAUCCAUCGCUGAAUCGGUGCAACAGACAACCGCAUCUCAAGUUGCUCAAUCUUCUGUAGUUGAGCAAAAAGUAGAAAAUACUGCUCAGAAGGUAGAAGCAAGUGGUCAGUCUUCUAAAACUCAAGAAACUGUCCAGUCUCAAGUGACUGAGUCGGUCGAUAAGAAGUCUGUAAGUGCGCAAGAAUCUUCUGCGGUAGAGAGUUCGGUGAAGAGCAGUGUAGAAGUCAGCUCCACUGGAGCUGAGUCUGCAGAGAAAGUCUCCGCAAGCGGUCAAACUGUAACCACAGAGCAGACCGGGGACGACGAAAUGUCGAGAUAUAGUCGCAGUUCGCGGCUCUCUGGAGAAUACUCCAGUAGUAGUCGAAAGUUAUCCAACUACGAAUCGUCAUCAUCCGCCUACGAGAGUACGGGCGUGUCCUCGUACUCUCGGCGCGAGAGUGGUUCCCGCAUCGAAAGCGGCAAGUACGAGACCGGGGGCUCCGUUGAGGGCAGUGCCCUCUCGCGCAUCGAGUCCAAGUAUUCCAAGACCGAGGGCAGCUCGGACUCCUACGACACCGCAAGCAAACUCGAUAGCAUCGCUUCGAAAUACGGCAUCGAAUCCAGCUACGAAGCGUCUAGCAAAAUUGAUAGCAUCGCAUCCAAAUACGGUAGAGACAGCAACGGAAAUGGUGCCAGGAUUGAAGGUCGCACCAGCAAAUACAGCCUAGAAACUACUCUCGAUGGCGACAAGGUCGAGGGAGUGUCGUCAUCGUCCGAGUCUAGAUACCAGAGCAUCAAAAACGGUGGAGUCUCCUCGGAGACUUCAUACUCUAAGACUGCCAUCGCCAACGGCUCAGUGAGCACCGGGCAGUACGCAUCUGCGACUUCGAUAUCGAAGUCCGAAUCUCAGGAUGGAAAGCCCAUAUUUUCGAAGACCUUGGAAGGCCAAAACAUCGAACCGGGCGAGAACGCUCACUUCGAAUGCACGCUGCGCGAGUCACUCGACUCCGUCAAGGUGACGUGGCUGAAGGACAACAAGCCGCUCACCGACAAGCUCAUGGACCGCGUGACGAUAUCGUCCAAACAAGACGGCUCGCACAAGCUGGAACUCAAGCACUGCAGGGAGGAUGAUACGGGCCUGUACACGGCGCGCGCUGAAAACGUGAAAGGGAACACCCAUUGCACCGCUCAGUUAGUCGUCCACGAGUUGACUGCAGAAGAGAGGAAAGAGAGAAACGCAUUGAAUGCGCCGUACUUCUUAGUGGCGUUGAAGGAUACUGAGAUAUUGGAGAACACCUACUUGCGUUUCAUGGUCAAGGUCAAGGGCGACCCUAAUCCUGAAGUUAAAUUCUUCCGCGACGGCAAAGAGAUCGUGACCGGCUCGGACACGGACCGCGUGUCAAUCGUGCGCACGCGCGCCGACAAGGGCUGCUACGAACUCGUCAUCGCCGACGUGAGCCCGGCCGACGCCGGCACCUACUCCUGCCGAGCGCUCAACAUCUACGGUGACGUCACUACCGAAGCUAAAGUCACCGUUGUUGAUGACAAGAACAUCUUCUUCGAGCUGCCCCCCGGUGGGGAAGGCUUGCUGGCCAAGGGCGAGAAGCCGACGUUCGCUUGGAAACGCGAUGGCCAGCCCUUCGACCCAGAGGAGAGAUUCAAGGUGCUACUCGGCGACGACGAGGACUCGCUGGCGCUGGUGUUCCAGCACGUGAAGCCGGAGGACGCGGGGCUGUACACGUGCGUGGCCAAGACCAGCACCGGCAACAUCUCCUGCUCCGCCGAGCUCACCGUGCAAGGUGCCAUCAAUGAGCUUCACCGCGAGCCAGAAAAACCAACGCUGGUGAUUGAGCACCGCUCCGCUGUGGUAUCGGCCGGCGCCUCCGCCAUGUUGGAACUGACCUGCAAGGGCUUCCCCAAGCCCUCAGUCGUCUUUAAGCACGAUGGAAAAAUCAUCGAGGCGGACACCAGGCACAAGUUCCUGUACGAAGACGACGAGAGCAUGUCGCUAGUGAUCAAGAACGUGAGCGCGGCUGACGCCGGCACGUACCACGUGACCGCCGCCAACGAGCUGGGAGAAGACUCCACCACCAUGCAGCUCAUCGUCAAGGCCGCGCCCAAAAUCAAGCAGAAGAUCGACAACCAGACCUGCAUGCUCGGCUCCACCCACACAGUCACCAUCGAGAUCGAAGGCCAGCCGGCCCCUGAAGUGUCCUUCUACAAGGACGGCGUGGAGAUCAAGAGCUCGGACCGCGUGAAGAUCGUCAAGGAGUCGGACGAGGUGUACAAGAUCAUCAUCAGCGACGCCAAGCUGACGGAUAGCGGCUCGUAUUCUGUUGUCGCUAAGAACGAAGUGAACCAGUGCUCGGACUUCUGGCAGUGGCACGUGACGUCACCGCCGCGCAUUGUCAAGAAGCUCGGUGAAAGCAAGGUGUGCGAGGAGAAGGAGACUGUGACCUUCAAGCUGGAGACGGAAGCCGAACCCGCGCCUACUGUUAAAUGGUUCAAGAACAAGACGGAACUGACGGAAUCGUCGGCGAUAAAAAUGACGUCAUCCGGCAACGCGCACCAGCUCGUCAUCACCUCUGCUGCUCGAGCCGACGCUGGCGAAUACUCCUGCGAGAUCCGCAACAUCCACGGCACUGCCACGGACGCGUGCCGGCUCAAUGUGCGCAGCGGGCCCGUGUUCACGCAGAAGCUCAGUGACGUCACGGCCAGCGAGGGCAGCGUCAACGUCGAGUUCACCGUGUCUGUAGAAGCCUACCCCGAGCCUAGCGUCAAGUGGUACCUGGGAGAUGUGGAGAUCACUGAGAAGAAGUCAGUCUUCACUCGCGUGGAUAGCGGCAGCUCGCACAAGCUCAUCCUCAAAGAAGUGGCGGCGGAGUACGCCGGCCGCUACAGCUGCCGCGUCAGCAACGAGCUGGGCCAGGACGAGUGCCACGCUACAUUUACUGUCAACAGGAAGCCUCGCUUCACCAAGAGCCUGGUGGACAUGACGGUGGAUGCAGGCAGCACGCUCAAGCUAGAAGUAGAGGUGGAGGGUUGCCCCGAGCCCAAGCUGCGCUGGUACAAGGACGGACGUGACGUCACCACCGACGCGCGCAUCAAGAUCGAGAGGGACUCCAACAGAUUGGAGAACUACCACCUAACCGUGACCCUUGUGAAGGAGGAAGAUGGCGGCGAAUACGAAGUGCGCGCCGAAAACGAGAUGGGAAGCGUCUCUUCCAAGAGCACUGUCACCAUACAUACGAGAGAAGUUCAUUCAUUCACAAAAGAAAACAUUGUCGAAAAUGAAAUCGAGGAAGAUAGCAAAUCGAGUAAAAAACUGGUAGAAGAGAAAGUGGAUAGCGGAGAAAAGAAAAAGGCAGAGAAGGGGAAGACCAAACCAGAAGAGGCCGAGGAGAAGUCAUUCUGGGAUGAUGUAGAGGAAGACGCUCUCAAAAAGACUAAGGUUGAAGAUGUCAAAACACCAGCACCAGUCAAAGCCCAGAAGUCGGUGACAGAACCCGAAACUAUUGAAGAGAAGUCCAUUUGGGAUGACGUAGAUGAUGAUGGUCUUGCCAAGAAACCCAAGGUCGAAGAAGUGGACGCGCCAAAAGGGAACCAAGCCAGAAAAUCUGUGUCUGAACCAGAGGUUGCCGAAGAAAAGUCGAUAUGGGAUGAGAACCACAACGAGCAGAACAAACAACCCAUUAUUGAAGAAGUUGACACCGAACCCCAGGCGGGCAAGAAGACUCGCACGCAAGCCGAAGUUAUCGAGGAAGUACCGAUAGACGAGGACAUCAAGACACCCAAACGUAAAUCGGUUAAAAAACAGUCUGUUACAGAAGAACCUUUAAGUGCUGAAACUGAAGGCCGAGUGUUCGAAACAGUAACCACGUUCAAGACGGGCGACGACGGGUCGAUUGUAAUGUCUAAGGUCAGCAGCUCGCGGGCCCACGGCGCCAUCAUCACAGGUCCAGCCGAAACGCGCACUUUACACAAAAUGACCUCCACUGCCGUUUAUUACGAUGAUGAUGACGAAUUCGAAGGCAGGAGGAUAAUCCAGCCGACCAAACCUCACUCAACUUCCUUAGAGGUGGAAGAGAUAGCCAGCCAUAGUUAUUUCUUAACUGAUAUGGGAUAUUACACAAUACCUGACCACUUGAGGAGAGGAACGUACGGAAUCAUUGAAGAACCACAGACAGAUUCUGAAGCUGACAAUAACUCUAGAUGCGGAAGACAGAGUCAUAACAGAACAAUCUCGAUCAUGUCAAUGUCAGAAGACGAGAUGAGCUGGCAGAGCUCACCACUCUCACGAGAAAUCUCUAUCGAAGACCUUUCUAAAUCUAUUUUCGAUAUCGAUGAUACAAAGAAAGUGUUCAGCAAAGAUUCUUAUGUACGUCAAUCCUCGUUCAAAGAAGACUAUUUCACUGAUGAGGGCGACGAAUCAUUUAUUGUCAGAGAGAAAUCUCAAAAAGUCUACGAGAAUGAUAUCACAGAGCGACUCAUACAUAUCUCGAAGGAAUUUGACGAAAACGAAAUCAAAUCUGUGGAUGAGAAGAUAGAUGAUGUUAAAAAUAGAAUUUAUGAAGAAUUAGUAUUAGGGCCCUUGAAGAAUUUAGAUAAUAUAACGAAAGACGUGACCGAAACGACGGUAGAGAAAAAGAAGAAGCAAGGAUCGAAAUUGUUUAUUGUAGAGGAAGAAGAAGUGGACGACGACUUAGAAGCGCUGUUGAGACGAAGUCAGAGACAAAGGAGCAUUCUUGACGAUAUUCUGUCACACGAAGAAGAAAAAGCACCCCCCACAAUCAAAGACAGCUCCAUGUCGGAUAGCACAGCGUUCGAGUCUUUGCCUCUGACCUACACGGUUGAGGUCAACGGGAAUCCCGCGCCUGCUGUGCGUUGGCUGCACGACGGCAAAGAGGUCAAGCCCAGCAAGAGAGUACAGAUCACAAACGACGGCGGUCUGCAUAAACUGGUCAUAGACAAGGUGGACAUGAAGGACGCCGGGAAAUGGGAGUGUGAAGUGAGCAACGAUCUUGGCAAGAAGGUGCAGCAAGCUCAGCUGAGUGUGCAACCUGCGAGUGACUUCCGCAAGCCAAUCUUCACGAGCCCACUAGAAGCCCAACGCGUGAUGCAACGCGAGCCCGUCACUCUUCGUGCUGUAUGCACGGCUGACCCACUACCGCACGUAUCCUGGUUGCUUGAUGGACGGGAACUGGUCCCCGAUGCGACCUUGGUUGCUGAUGUGCAGUCCACGCCCAUUGAUCACGGCCUGAAUGAGUGCGUCUUCACGCUGAACAUCCCUACUGGUCGUCACGCCGACACGGGCGUGUACACGAUCCGUGCCAAGAACGAGUACGGAGUUGGCGAGAGCUCGGCGCGGCUCGACAUCUUACUGCGGCCUGAGAUCGAGGGGCUGCAUGACGUCACCGCUGCGCCCUACGAGGAGACCACUUUCAUCGCCAACGUGCGCGCCAACCCUAUCGCCGAGGUUCAAUGGAGACCACCUUCAUUGCCAACGUGCGCGCCAACCCCAUUGCUGAGGUUCAAUGGCGAGAGCUCAGCGCGGCUGGACAUCCUGCUGCGGCCCGAGAUAGAGGGGCUGCAUGACGUCACCGCCGCGCCCUACGAGGAGACCACCUUCAUCGCCAACGUGCGCGCCAACCCUAUCGCCGAGGUUCAAUGGAGCAAAGACGGCCUAGUCAUCAAGCCGUCCUCGCGCUUCGAGAUCUCCGAAGACAAAGCAGCCGAGACGCACUCGCUCGCCAUCAAGAAGCUGGGCGUGGACGACGCCGGUGUCUACGCCAUCACCGCCAAGAACGAGCUUGGAGAGACCGCUAUGCAGGCCAAGCUUACCAUUCACACUGGCGAGCCGAUAUUCGUGAAGCCUCUCCAAAAGGAGACUGUGAAAGACUACGAUGACGUCACUCUCAAAGUGCGCUGUGACGGUGUGCCCAAACCCGACGUACUGUGGUACAAGGACGGAGAAGAAAUCGUUAAUGAUGAUCGCCAUACACUUACUACAGAGGUGGAGGGACAGGUCAACAGCGAACUGGCCAUCAAGCACUUCAACGCUUCGGAUGCUGGCAAAUACAAGGUCCGCGCAGUAAGCUUGGCGGGCGAAGCCGUUUGCGAGGCGGAGAUAUCUCUCGCGCGCGCGUCGCCCGGCUUCGUCCACAAGCUGGAGAAGCAGAAGGACGUCGACGAGGGCGAGCCGCUCGAGCUCAAGUGCAAGGUGGACGGCAGCCCCAUUCCUGUUGCUAAGUGGUACAAAGACGGCGUGGAGCUUCCCAAAGACGACAGCCGCGUGAAGCAAACCGCGCUGCCCGACGGCACCAUCAAGCUGAGCAUCGAGCGCGCCGAGCCCGCCGACUGCGGCGCCUACAAGCUGGUCGUCUCCAACCCGCACGGCGACCAGGCGGCGCAGUGCGCGGUCGCCGUCAACCCGACCCCGCGCAAGCCGUCGUUCACGCAGGAGCUGGAAGACGUGAAAGCCGUGGUGGGACAGCCCUUCAAGCUCGAGGCCCGCGUCAUGGCCUUCCCCGCGCCCGAGGUCAAGUGGUUCAAGGAUGGGCUGCCAGUGCGUCCGUCGCAGGCGGUGAACUUCAUCAACCAGCCGGGCGGCGUGGUGGGGCUGAGCGUGGACUGCUGCCGGCCCGAGGACGCCGGCCGCUACGAGCUCACCGUCGCCAACAAGCUGGGAGAGGUCGCAUCGAAGGCAAAGGUGGAGCUGACCCAAAAAGAACGCAAGCCAGCGUUCAUCGCAGAGCUGAUGCCCACCAAGGUCAUCGAGGGCUUCCCCGUCAAGCUCGAGGUCAAGGUCUUGGGCUUACCGCCGCCCACCAUCAAGUGGACCCACAACGGCAAAGAGAUCGUCCCGGACGGCACGCGCGUCCGGGUUGUAUCGCAGCCGGACGGCUCGCACGCGCUGCUCAUCGACAAGGCCACCGCCGCCGACGCCGGCACCUACGGCGUAAUGGCCAUCAACGACAAGGGAGAGACCGGCAGCAGCGCUGAACUCACUGUUGCCAGUCGCACUGACGACUCCAACCCACAAGAGCGCCCGCGCCUCAUCCACGGCCUCCGCGACACCACCGCGGAGGAGGGCCAGCCCUUGCUGCUAUCUGCUCCCUUCGUAGGCAACCCUGUGCCUGAAGUGGCCUGGACUAAAGACGGCCAGCCGCUGAAGCCUAGUGAAAGGGUUCUGCUCACUUGUGAUGGCAAGAGGGUGGGACUAGAGAUCAGCGAGGCAGAACUUCCUGACGCUGGCAAGUACGGCGUGUCGCUGGUCAACCCUCUCGGCGAGGACAACUCUGAAGCGGCGGUCAACGUGCGGAAGGUCUACACGCCGCCCACAUUCUCGCAACGGUUCACCGACCUGCAGCAGCUCCCAAAAUUCGACGCCAAGUUCCCGGCGCGCGUUCUCGGCGUUCCCGCUCCAGAGAUCUCCUGGUACAAGGACGGUGCGCCAUUACGUCACGGGGACAAAUACAAUAUCAAGCGGGACGGCGACGCCUGCUGCCUCUACGUGCGGGACUUGGUUCCAGAAGACGCUGGCACCUACAAGUGUGUGGCCAAGAAUAGAGAGGGUGAAGCCUCGUGCGAGGCGGCCUUGGACGUAGUGGACAAGAUUGCAAGAAAGCAGAAGGUGGAGCCCCCAGCGUUCCUGAAGAAGAUCGGCGACACCGAGGUGUUCCGCGGCAUGAGCGCCAAGUUCACCGCCUGCGCCACUGGCACGCCCGACCCCGACGUCGAAUGGUUCCGCAACGGAGAAAAACUAUUCCCUUGCGAGCGCAUCCGCAUGGACAAAGAGACCACUGGCCUCUUACGCCUGACCAUCAGCGGCGUGGACCCCAGCGACGUCGGCGCCUACACCUGCCGCGCCUACAACCCGCACGGCGAGGCCUCCUGCACCGCGCAGCUGACAUACGACACCCUCGAGCCGACAACGCACAAGCGUCCCAUCGGCGAGCAGUACUCCGACUUUGACAAGAUGAAGCAGACAGGCAUUCCCAUGCCGCUCGCCGACCCGCCAAUCAUCUCCCGGAUGACUGACCGACACCUCACGCUGUCCUGGAAGCCUUCUAUUCCACACGGGCCACGGUUCCCGGUCACAUACCAGGUGGAGAUGUGCGAAGUCCCCGACGGCGACUGGUUCACCGCCCGCUCGGGCCUCCGUUCCUGCGUGUGCGACAUUCGGAACUUAGAACCGUUCCGGGACUACCGCUUCCGGGUCCGCGUGGAGAACCGGCACGGGGUCAGCGACCCGUCGCCGUACGCCGCCACGCACCGCGCGCGACUCGAGCCCGAGCCGCCCAAGUUCGUGCCCUACCUCGCGCCCGGCAUCGACUUCCGGCCAGAAACCUCGCCAUACUUCCCUAAAGACUUCGACAUCGAGCGCCCGCUUCACGACGGCUACGCGCAAGCUCCACGCUUCCUGCGCCAGGAGCACGACGCUCAGUACGGCGUGAAGAACCACAACGCGAGCCUGUUCUGGUUCGUGUACGGGUACCCCAAGCCCAAGAUCACGUACCUGUUCAAUGAUGAGCCCAUCGAGAUCGGAGGACGGUAUGAUUGGAGCUACACUAGGAAUGGACAGGCUACGCUGUUUAUCAACAAAAUGCUCGAGCGCGACGCGGGCUGGUACGAAGCAGUAGCCACCAACGAGCACGGUCAAGCUCGCCAGAGAGUUCGUCUAGAACUUUCGGAGUACCCCACCUUCAUCCGCCGGCCUGAAGAGGCUGUCGUGCUGGAGCGGAAGACCAUCCGCAUAGAAGCGCGCGUCACUGGCGUGCCGUAUCCAGACAUCAAGUGGUACAAGGACUGGCAGCCGCUUGCAGCCAGCACCAGGAUCAAGAUCCAAUUCAUCGAGCCGGACACGACGGUGCUGACGAUCCACGACUGCAUCCUCAAGGACGAGGGGCUGUACUCGGUGUCGGCCCGCAACGUGGCCGGCGCCGUCAGCUCCUCCGCCAUGCUGCACGUCGAGGAGGACGAGCACCACUACUCCGACAGGAUCCGCGAGCACCCGCCGCGCGUGAAGGCCAGCACGAAGCCCUUCGGCGACUUCUACGACCUCGGCGACGAGCUCGGCCGCGGCGUGCAGGGCGUCGUCUACCACGCCGCGGAGAGGCUCACCGGCCGCAACUACGCCGCCAAGAUCAUGCACGGUCACUCCGAGCUCAAGCCGUUCAUGAAGAACGAGCUCGAAAUCAUGAACCUGCUCAACCACCGCCACCUGAUCCGCCUGCGGGACGCCUACGAGCACGACCAUACGCUCGCCCUCGUCACCGAGCUAGCCGCCGGCGGACAACUCGUGCGCGACCGUCUGCUGCCCAGCCAGGGCUAUACCGAGCGCGACAUCGCCGGCCACGUGCGCCAGCUGCUGCGCGGCCUCAAGCACAUGCACGACAACAGCGUGGCGCACCUCGGGCUCACGAUCGGCGAGCUCCUCCUCUCACACGUUGGCAGCGACGAACUCAAGAUCUGCGACUUCGGUCUAUCUCGCCGCAUUCAGUUCGGCAAGCAUGCGUCACUCGACUACGGCAUGCCAGAGUUCGUGGCGCCUGAAGUAGCAUCAGGAGAGGGCGUGUCAUUCGCUGCUGAUAUGUGGAGUGUGGGAAUAAUUACGUACAUCCUACUGAGUGGACACUCGCCCUUCCGAGGAAUCAAUGAUCGCGAGACUCUGACGAGGAUCAGGGAAGGAAGAUGGGAAUGGCACGACGAAGAAUGGUGGUCGCGCCUGAGCCGCGAGAGCCGGGACUUCAUCAGCAAGCUGCUGGUGUACAACUGGCACGAGCGUAUGGACGUGGACACCGCGCUGCAGCACCCCUGGCUGACGCUGGCUGAUAAGGUCUACCAAGAGGAGUACCACAUUUCGACUGACAGGCUGAGGAACUACUACAACUUGUACCGGGACUGGACGGGCAACGCGGCGUGCCGCACGUGGUUCCGGCGGCGGCCGCUGUCCGGCGCCUUCGAGCACCCCUCCAAGAUGGUCUACCCGCCGGGAGAGGUCUACACGCCGGAGGGCACCCCCGAAAGAGAGCGCUCGUCCCGCGACCGCUCGGCCGGCUGGGACCUGAAGUUCAAGCAGUGGGAGCACCCCGACUGGGAGGUCUCCGCCAAGUCAGAAAGCCACUACCAGAACGGUCCGGACACGUAUCUCCUACAACUCCGUGACGUCCAAUUCCCGGUUCGUCUCCGCGAGUACAUGAAGGUGGCGUGCCACCGCUCGCCUGGAUACAGCAUCAGCGUGCACGACACAUACGACCCACGGACACCAAUCAUCCGCGAGCGGCGUCGCUUCACCGACAUCAUGGACGAGGAGAUCGAGGACGAGCAGCGCGAGCGCAUCAACAACUACGGCGCCGAGAGCUACACCAUCCGCCGCCUGCGCCACGAGCUCGGCACGCGCCUCGACUCCUACGCAGAGGCCCAGGCGCUCAUGGACGCCAAGCGCGACGGACAGACGCCCUUCUUCCGCGAGCGGCCGCAGCUGCUGCCCGUCAGAGAGGGCGAACCAGCUCAACUAUCGUGCUACGCCGUGGGCGACCCGAAGCCCAGCGUGCAGUGGUUCAAGAACGACAUGGUGCUCGCCGAAGGAACCCGCGUCACCAUCAGUGAGGAUGAAGAAGGACGCUCUUUAUUGCGUUUCUCACCUGCGAUGCACCACGACGUCGGCUUCUACAAGGCCGUCGCGCGCAACAAGUGCGGACAGACCGUAGCUCGCACGCGAGUCGUCGAAGCAACCACGCCUAACGCCCCCGAUAGUCCCCAAGCGACUGAAACAUCCGACACUGAGGUCUUACUGCGUUGGAAGCAGCCCAAAUACGAUGGGAACUCGCCGGUGCUAUGCUAUGGACUGCAGUACAAACGCGGCGACAGCGUGGAAUGGAAGGACGUCGCCAAUAACAUCGACCACGAGUUCUUUGUAGUACGCGACCUUACACCCGACACUAGCUACCAGUUCAGGCUAUCCUCAAGGAACAGGAUCGGCUGGAGCGACAAAGGCAUCCCUACAAACCUGAUCAAGACCAAAGCAUCUGGAGCGCCCAAGAUCGAGGUCACCAAAGCCAUGAAGCACUUGCAGCAGAUCACGGAAUCCGGACAAGAAGUAUCUUUAGACGAACAACGGCCACGUCUGGACUACAGUACUGAGGAGAAACCUGUAGAAUGGGACUCCUCGGAUGCCUUCACAGAACGCUACAGCUUCAUCUCCGAAUUAUGGCGCGGCAAAUUCUCCAUCGUCGUCAAAGGCGUAGACAAGACCACCGACAACGUCGUCGUAUCCAAGAUCCUGGAGAACAGACCAGAAACCGAAGUCCAGAUCAAGAGGGAGUUCGAAUGUCUACGAAGGCUCAGGCACGAGAGGAUAUCGAACUUGUUAGCCGCUUACCAGGCGCCCGGCUCGCCUGUUACCGCGCUCAUUUUGGAAAAACUACAAGGGGCUGACGUCUUGACAUACUUAUCCAGCCGUCAUGACUACACGGAACAGAUGGUAGCGACCAUCGUCACACAAAUCCUGGACGGACUUCAGUACCUGCACUGGCGAGGCUACUGUCACCUGGACUUGCAGCCGGAUAACGUUGUCAUGGCGUCUGUCAGGUCGAUCCAGGUCAAAUUGGUGGACUUCGGAUCAGCGCACAAGGUCACGAAGCUGGGAACUAGUGUACCACAAGUGGGAGAUUUAGAUUACAAAGCGCCUGAAAUCGUGAACGACGAGCCGGCGUAUCCUCAAACGGACAUCUGGUCGCUGGGCGUCCUAACAUACAUCAUGCUUUCGGGCGUGGCGCCCUUCCGCGGCUCCGACGACGCCGAGACCAAGCAGAACAUCUCCUUCGUGCGGUACCGCUUCGAGCACCUCUACAAGGAGAUCACGCAGGAGGCUACGCGGUUCCUGAUGUUCCUGUUCAAGAAGGUUCCUCUCAAGCGGCCGACGGCCGAGGAGUGCUACGAGCACCGCUGGCUGACGCAGAGCGACUUCAUGAACAAGAAGCGAGAGCGCGCCGUCUUCCUCGGGAACAGAUUGAAGGAAUUCUCCGACGAAUACCACGAGCAGAAGGCGGCCGUGGCGUCACAAGCGGACUCCGUCGCCGCCGCCUUCGGCAAGAUGGCGCCCAGGCACCUCACGCGCUCCAACAGCAUCCAGGAGGAACUCUUCACAAACUUCUCCAGCCACUGACACUCCACACACCGCCACUCAACAUAUCUUUGACCAAAAUAUUUUAAACCAAACCAUCUCUGGCUAUUUAUAUGAAUGGGGAUGAAAACGCCAUUAAUAGCUCCACUGACAUAACAACUGGGAUAUAUGCAUCCCUCGGUCGCAGUCACCAACUGAACUCAAGAGACUGUCUCAAGCAGAUUUAAGUAAACGCUUGUAGCUUAAAAAAGAAAGCAGAUUACUCAUCUUUCUCUGGCAGAUCAUAUUGGAAAACAAAAAAUUAAAGAAAGUAUUUCUCCUCUGACAGUAGAUGAUUCUUAAAAUAAUUUACUAAUUAAAAGCAAUAUGUUCUUAUGAUUUUAUAAAUAAAUCAUUCAGAACUGAAUAUAGGUGAAAUAUACGUCCAAUCAUCUGCCAAUUUUAAACUCAUUAAUUCAUUCUAUCAUUACAUUAAAUUCAUGUACAUUUUUACACAAAACGAAAUUCUAGUCAUAAUGAAAUUUUGUUACGAAACUUUUGUUAUUGUUAAGCUAUUUAUUACUAUUGUAUACAAAUUUUUACUAUUUAUACUAAUUGGAAUACUUGAUGCUCCAGUAUUAAAGAACUUAAUAAAGGGCAUUAUUUGA
This is a messenger RNA of Ostrinia nubilalis (European corn borer), 19527 nucleotides long. It is a transcript of the gene Obsc, whose product is annotated as obscurin. The transcript has 65 exons. Bases 128 to 18922 code for a protein of 6264 amino acids. The record is from RefSeq and is a predicted model, not a curated record. Lineage: Eukaryota; Metazoa; Arthropoda; Insecta; Lepidoptera; Crambidae. Gene Ontology annotation, biological process: protein phosphorylation. Gene Ontology annotation, molecular function: ATP binding; protein kinase activity; protein binding.